AUGAUUCUACUUCGGGCUAUUCAUUGUUCGCCGCUGGGCUGGCUCACCAGGCGCCUGUUAUGGUCAACAGCCGUCCAACAUUGGUAUAGACCUACAGCUGCGCAGCUCCUGGAGAACCCGCAGUCCCUGCUUAUGUUUACUGACAAUCAAAUUGGCAUAUGGCGGGCCAUUGAUCCUAAUCAUCUCUGGACGGGUGAGGAAUAUCCGACGAUCCACGAGGCUGAGGCUCAAUCCGGUACUGGACAGUCGUAUCAUUACGCAAGCGAUUGGUCUUCACCUCACCCCAUGGGUUGGUUAUGGGCGAUGAAGGCGUACUCUGGCAAUAUCCCGUCGAACAGGCAAUCUCCAGAUUUUGGCAGAGAAUGGGAGCCCGUUCGCAAGAUAAUUCCGGUAAAAGCGGCCUACAAAAACACCGAUGGCAUGCCCGCCAAGCGACAACUGUUUGAUCUUCGUUUCUCGUCCAGCCGGUGGGAUUCUUCUGAUUAUACGAGCCAGCAAGUCACAAGCCAUCGGGUUUCGCCGGGUUUGGGCUCCAGUGUUGCACGCCCAGGUUUUUGA
Aspergillus nidulans FGSC A4 is the source of this 558-nucleotide messenger RNA. RefSeq lists its product as uncharacterized. The transcript is spliced from 5 exons. The record is from RefSeq and is a predicted model, not a curated record. Lineage: Eukaryota; Fungi; Ascomycota; Eurotiomycetes; Eurotiales; Aspergillaceae. The coding region runs from base 1 to 558 and encodes 185 amino acids.